AUGCGUCGGAAUUCUUACAUGUACGAGUCAUCCAGGGGAACAUCCACGUCAUCCCAAGAGGAUGACGUGGAUGUCCCCCGGAUGACUCGUACAUGUAAGAAUUUCGACGCAUUUUUUCGCCGGAGAUUUGCGUCGCCGAAAAAAGUGCUCGCCAGAAUGGUGGCAGCCGCCGGAUUUUGGGUCACCGGAAUUUUGGGUCACCAGAAUUUCGGCCGGAGUGGUGGCAGCCAGAAUGUUGUAAGGUUGAAGGUGGGUUAUAUGGUUGGAGGUAAUAUGGUGAGUGAAAGUAAGGUGAAAGUAAGUUUGUCCUCUUCCUUUUUGUUUCGUUUUAUUGACUUUGCUUUGUGCUUUGUUUCUGCAGAGUACGGCUUUAGCUGCGUUGAUCCUGUGGUCUUGGGCAUUUCUUUGGAUCUGAAGACCAUUCACGACUCGGCCCCUGAUUACAAGUUCGGGAAGGAAAAUCCUCGUAAUCCUCGUUUGAAGGAUUACGUGCUGUCUCCGUCGGGUGUCGCUCGGAUAUCUGAAGUUCGAGCUGAUCCGUGGGAUUCUGCCUCUUCUCCCGAAGCUGUUCCGGUGAAAGUCGUGCUCCCUGAUUUGAGGACAACCUCGGAUCCGGAUCAGCGCAAAAGGAAGGGCAGCACUCUUUUGAGGCCUUCUGCGCAUCCGAAGAAAGCGAAAGCUUCUCAGUCUUCGGAGAAGGAAGAAGUUUCGGAAGUCAUGCCUCCUCCAAAAAAUCUCCUUCACUUCAUGCCCUUGCCAGGGCAGAAGUUGAAGAGUGUGGUGGUUGCGGAACCGCCGCCCGUGGACCAACCGUUGGCCGAGGAAGAUACCAUCCCCUCUCCGCUGAAGCCGUCUGCUGCUUUGGGGAUCGAGAUCCAGGAUAUAACCAAGGUGAUGGAGGCAAUUGAAGCCGACCUUGUUCCUGGCUCGGAUGUCCCUACUGUGGCCGAAUAA
Spinacia oleracea (spinach) is the source of this 954-nucleotide messenger RNA. RefSeq lists its product as uncharacterized. The coding region runs from base 1 to 954 and encodes 317 amino acids. The transcript is spliced from 6 exons. The record is from RefSeq and is a predicted model, not a curated record. NCBI's taxonomy places the organism in Eukaryota, Viridiplantae, Streptophyta, Magnoliopsida, Caryophyllales, Amaranthaceae.